Messenger RNA from Andrographis paniculata, 720 nucleotides. RefSeq lists its product as uncharacterized. The coding region runs from base 1 to 720 and encodes 239 amino acids. NCBI's taxonomy places the organism in Eukaryota, Viridiplantae, Streptophyta, Magnoliopsida, Lamiales, Acanthaceae. The record is from RefSeq and is a predicted model, not a curated record. Gene Ontology annotation, molecular function: RNA-DNA hybrid ribonuclease activity; nucleic acid binding. The transcript has 4 exons.
AUGGUUGUAAUUAAUGACUUGAAGGCCCUACUAAAGAGUGAGUUUGAGAUGAAAGAUUUGGGUACGGUAAAGAAAAUACUGGGUAUGGAGAUCUGGCGUGAUAGAAAAGUAGAAAGGCUAUGGGUUUCUCAAGGAAAGUAUAUUGGGAAAGUUUUGCAGGCAUUCUAUGUGAUCAGUCCAAACCGUUUUGAGGAAUAUUUGAGGGAUCUUAAGGAUGCUUUCAGUCCGAUGAAGAAGUACAAAUUGAAAAUGAACCCAACUAAGUGUGCUUUCGGUAUAUCAGUUGGGAGUUUCUUGGGGUUCUUGGUUCAUGAGAGGGGCAUUGAGAUCGAUGCUAACAAAGCCAAGGCAAUUCUUACCAGCCGACCACCUCAGACGAUUAAAGAAAUUCAAAAUCUGUUGGGAAAAGUAAAUUAUCUCAGGCGGUUCAUUUCCAAUGCUGCUGGAAAUAGGUCAGGCGCAGGUGUCUUGUUGGAAGGACCAGAUGGCCAAAGGGUCAGUUUGCAGUUGCAAAUGGAAGCUAUGACCCAUAAUUCAGCAGAAUAUGAGGCUUUAAUCUUGGGAUUGGAGGCUUUGAUAGCCAGGAAAGUCCAGUCGGUUAUUAUAAAAGGGGAUUCUCAAUUGGUGAUUAAUCAGAUUGUGAAGCAAAAUGAGAUCAGGGCCAAGACUUAUGGAAAGAAAAUCUUUUACAGAACAUUCAAAGAAGGAGACCUGGUCUAG